Messenger RNA from Thamnophis sirtalis, 2566 nucleotides. RefSeq names its product zinc finger SWIM-type containing 2 (gene ZSWIM2). The record is from RefSeq and is a predicted model, not a curated record. Gene Ontology annotation, molecular function: zinc ion binding; ubiquitin protein ligase activity. Lineage: Eukaryota; Metazoa; Chordata; Lepidosauria; Squamata; Natricidae.
UCCGGUCGCGUGAGGCCUUCCUCGCGCGGGUUGCCCCCUCUUCCUCGGAGCGGCGCUUCAUUCGCCAGGCGGCUCCUCUUCGGAAGGAGACGGUUUUGAUUUUAGGGGCGGCGGCAGCAGCAGCAGCAGCGGUUGCGUUCAUGUCGCGAAGGCGCGUCUCCGCCAGCCCGGAGCUGAGCUGGCGACAGGAUCAGGCACUGAGCACCACCAUGCGUAUCGUGCGGGAGCUGGGCCCCACCGCUUUCAUCCUGCAGGAGGAAGACCGGAGGGCGGCGGAGCUCAGGGUUUCCCUGGGGAACCCGCAUUCAUGCAGCUGCUCAGUAUUUCUGAAAGAGAAGGACCUUUGUAAACAUAUCUGCUGGUUAUUACUAAAAAAGUUCAAACUUCCAAGAGACCAUGAAUAUGCUUUACAGAUUGGUCUGUUAGAACGAGAAAUUAACUAUCUGCUUCAAAGUCCACAACUUUCUCCCCAAGUAAAAGUAAUUGCCCAUUCUCUUAAGGAAUUGAAAACAGUUGAUGAUGGGUAUGUUAAACAAAAAAAUAUUGAUAAUGAGGAUAUAUGUCCUGUUUGCCAGGAGACGCUACUCAAAAAAAUGCUUCCUGUCACUUAUUGCAGGUUUGGUUGUGGGAACAACAUACAUAUAGUGUGUAUGAAAAUUUUGAUUGAUCAUCAGAGAGAUUUAGAGAAAAAUUCUUUAGUAAAGUGCCCUCUAUGCAGGGAAAAUUUUGCACCACUGAAGCUUAUCUUGGAAGAAUUCAGAAACUGCAAAAAACUUGUGACUGCAGCAGAAAAGCAAAGUCUUAACAAACACCUUGGAAUCCCUUGCAAUAAUUGCAGAGUACUACCCAUUGAGGGAAAUUGCUACAAGUGUACUGAAUGCAGUGAUUACCAUCUAUGCCAUGGAUGUUUUCAAAGCUUUUGUCAUCCAUCACAUACUUUUUCUUUCCGAGAGAAAAGGAAUCAGAGAUGGAAAUCAUUUGAACCAAAAGUGCAACUGUCAACAACAGAAGAAAAUCCAAAGAUUAAUCCAGAAGAGAAGUUUAUAGAAGAAAAAAACAAGGAACAAUUCAGCUGCAUACCACAGCAGGUGGUGAACUCAAUACCCAAUAUGGUGAUUAGAAAGGGCAGCCCUUUACUUGAUCCAGGUUUACAGUGUAGACUCUGUUUGAAGAUAUUCUGCCUUGGCCAAGUCACAAGGACCUUACCAUGUAAUCACAAGUUCCACAGAAAAUGCAUUGAUCGUCGGUUGCAGAAAGAAAAUGCAUGCCCUAUUGAUGACCAUGUUGUAUAUAAUCCAUUAACUUGGGAGACGGCACCAAGCAAAGACAAAGUAAAUCAAUUAGGGUCUCAAGCAAAGCACCUCCUUGCAAAGCAGCCUGGGCUGGAUCUUUUUAUACCAGGCACUGGAUUGUCUAUCAAACAAAUAAAGCCUCACCAUGUCACAGAGGUAUCUCAAAGUAGUUUUCAAGGAAACUGGAAUAAGAAAAAAAAUUCUGCAGAGACUGAGCAAAAUUUAACAUUGAAUGGUUUCAGCUAUCCUUGUACCAGAGAUGCUGGUUCUAGCUUGCUUAACACUCAAAAACCAAGACAUUUGAAAUUUUCUAGACAUAUGAAGGGUUUAGUCCUUAUCCCAAAGGCUCAUGCUGAUACAGUUACCGAUAAAGUAGUUGGUACUAAUUUAAGAUUAUAUGCAAAUUGAAAGACCGAUUAAAAUUGUAACGCUACAUAUUUUUUUAAGAAAAUAGAUUCUAUUGUAGUUGUUUGGAUGUACAAAGGAUCCAGAUGCUUUAGUUUUUUAUAUAAAUUUAAAAAAUGUGAAAAUCAUUUUUAUUUGGUUUGAUGUUCAAUAAAGUUUUACAUAAAAUAGUGUUUUAUCAGCAUUAAAAAAAGUCUCAAAGGAUUUUUUUGGCUGCAGUAAAUUAAACUUUUUCUUUAAGAUUAAAUAUCUAAAUUAUAUUUUUGAAUAUAUAAAAAGAUCAAGAUCCAACCAUUUGUCACUCAACUAUUUGUCCCAAUUCCGUUUCUUAAUUGAUUUAAACUCUAAUUUCAGCUUAAACGGUAACUACCCAUUUUUGUGGAAAUAUUUUUCUUGCUACAUUUGGUAACUGUUUUAUUGUUUUAACUGAAUAAUAAUGUUAAUCCAAAUUCUAAACUAAGUUUAUACUUAUUAGCAUCUUCAUUGUUUGUGUCCCUUGGGAGAGAGAGAGAUAAUUAAUAAAAAAACAUUUCUUUCUUGCCGAUAAAAGUGGAAUCCCCUACAAAGAGAUAAAUUGCUCUUGUAAUGGCAUUGUAAUAAAAAUGUUUUAUUUAAUCAUGAAUGGUAGCUCUAGUAUGAACCAGCAAAUAAAUGUAAUAGGAAAUAUUGCUUUUAUAAUAUGAACAAUAGCAGGUAUAGCAAAAUAUAAACCAAACUAAUUGGAUGUACAAUUUCAAUGGCCUACAAACUGGAACAAAUGUUUUACAAAACUGCCAUCCAUAUUAAUGUAUUAAAGUUGAGUUAUGUAAAAGUCCCCAAGUAUUAUCCUGUUACUUCUUUCAGUUUAUGUUAAUAAAGAGCUAUACAUA